This is a messenger RNA of Chenopodium quinoa (quinoa), 2514 nucleotides long. Its product is annotated as seipin-1-like. The transcript is spliced from 2 exons. Gene Ontology annotation, biological process: lipid droplet organization; lipid storage. Gene Ontology annotation, cellular component: endoplasmic reticulum membrane. The coding region runs from base 391 to 1677 and encodes 428 amino acids. The record is from RefSeq and is a predicted model, not a curated record. Lineage: Eukaryota; Viridiplantae; Streptophyta; Magnoliopsida; Caryophyllales; Amaranthaceae.
AAGCUUGGUAAUGGUAAAUAAUGAUAAUACGAGCUUAUGACUUCACUAAACCCGAUGCGGGUAUCCAAAUUGACACCUUGCUCUAUGAUUAGAGUUGACAAUUUUUAACACGACACAACAAUACAAUUGAAAAACCCAUAUAAAUAAAGUGGGCAAAAUUAACCAUGAGUUACAUAGUAGUAGUAGACUUGGAAAGUUGGAAAUGUGGGAAGGAACACCUAAUUCCUAACGUCCAUCCCUCCAUGUGUAAAAAAAGACACACGUCAAUGAUUCACUGUUUCACUCCUCUUACCACCGCUCUUCUCCACCUCCUUCUUCCUCAAUUAUCACUCUCUAUCUUUUCCUCUCUUUCUCUCUCCUCUGUAAUUCAGCUCAAAUUCUGCACCAAAAAUGGCAAUGAAAGAAGAAGAAGAAAAAGGAGGAUUAGGAAGAAUAAUAGAAGUAACAAAUUGGUUUCCAAAACUAGUCGAAACCCAAGUUGACUUAAUCGCUACUACCCUCUACUCCAUCCUCACCACCUUCCAUUACCCUUCAUUUUCUCUCUCCUCACCCACCUUCUUCAAACCACCCCAUGCUAACUAUACCGAUCCCCUCGACAUGGGUUCGACUCGUGCGCAAACUCAAAAUCAUACUCAUACUCAUCAAUCUCAGCACCUGUUUCAGAAACUGGGGUAUGGGCUGCUUGGUGCGCUGUACGCAGCGACGGUGUUGACUUUGUUAAUGGCGGUUGCGGUGGUUAUUGGGGUUGUGAUGGUUAAUUUUUUGGUGGAGAAACCCGUGGUUGUUAGAGAGAAGUUGUAUUUUGAUUACACUGAUGUUAAUCCUUCAGCGGUGUUUUUGUUCGGUGGUUAUGGAAUGAGUAAAUAUGGUGGCGGUAGCGGUCGUGGUCGUGGUGUUCCGGUUGGUCAUACGUUUCAUGUUUCGGUUGUGUUUUCGGUUCCGGAGUCUGAUUAUAACCGUGAGAUUGGUAAUUUUCAGAUAAUGGCUGAAGUUGUGGCAACCAACGGGAAACUUAUAGCGCAGUCAAGCCAACCAUCAAUGCUACAAUUCCAUAGCUAUCCUAUUAGACUAAUGCGUACCUUCAUAUUGGGUGUCCCUAUAUUGCUUGGAAUCUCACACGAGACUCAAACGAUCAAGGUGCAUAUGCUCCAGUACAAGGAGGACAAUCAUUUGAGAACGGAAGCUGUCAAGAUUACGCUCAUACCUCGAGCUGGGACUCCAUAUCUACCUCAAUUGUAUGAAGCUGAGAUCGUAAUGCACUCCAAGUUGCCUAGAGUGAAAGAGUUUGUUCACAAUUGGAAAUGGACUUUCUAUGUGUGGACUUCAAUGUAUGUCUACGCCGUGAUGCUUAUGCUGCUCCUUUGGUUCUUCAGAGACCUAUUGGCUUUCCCGAUAUCAAGAGGGAUUGAUCGUAUAGAAAGAAGAGAACCAGGGGUUCUUCUCGAAAGAGAAGAGAAACCAAGAGCAAGAGGAAGGGAAGGAAGGGAGUUCUCGGAAACACUUAGAAAAUGGCAGCAAUAUAGAAGGAAAAGGAAGUCCGCUCUUUUGAGUAGGAGUGCUUUUACGGACAAUGUUGGUUCGACUUCUGCCUCGAGUUAUACUGUAAACAAAGACGAUUUUGAGCCUACCAUCGAAGAAGAUGUUGGUGACUCAGAAUCGGUGUGCAUAGAAGGUUAGAAAGAUGCAUGUUUUGCUAAUGAUUUAGCUUCCUUGUGGCUAGUUUUUGUAUUAUAUUUGUUGGACAAUGUAGGGUGUACUCCCUAGAAUUGAUUAUAUGUAUGGUGCCAAUGGUGGAUGGUUUUUCUGCCUGAAGCAAGUCAAAUGAUAUUUUUUUUUUUUUUUUGAAAAUUCUAUUGUGAUAAUGGUUCAAGUAUAAUUAAUCAAAUAGUGGGUUGGGCUGAUUUAGGUCUUGGUACAAAAAGUCAUGUCAAAAACUCGUUAAUUUGGGUCGAACUUUUCCAAUUAAAACGGGCUUUUUUAACAUGUUUACUGAGCUGUCCAAACAUAUUUAGUUCCGAACUUUUUUUAGACAGGUCGGGUCAAAACUAUCAAUGAUCAUUAACCUACCUCAUGAGUAAUGCUAUUAUGUUUCUAUGAAAGAUUUUUUUUUUUUUUUUUUUUUUUUUUUUUUUUUUUUUUUUUUUGUGGAUAGUAAUGAUUAUAUUCGACAAAUAUGUAGUUGUGAUUAGUUGGUACCUAGAAGGCUAGAACACAAGACAUUAGGCAACCUAAUAAAAAGGAGGGUACAAGGCGUACAACAAGAGUACAGAGUUAGUUAGUAAUCAACGGACCAAAGGUAACAAAUUUGCUUAUCCGAUGCUAAGGGGAAUCUACACCUUUUUUUGUAAAAUUUGUCCUUUAAAUGCAAUUGCCAAAUGUUUUGGAAGUAUCGUUUGGCAAGUUGGACAAAAAUUAUAAUUCAUAUUAAAUUUCACCUUGAUUAUUUAUUUAUAGUAAUUAUCGACUCUACAGGUAUAGCCGUAUAGCUAAAAUGUUUUGGAAGUAUCUUUGAUG